This is a messenger RNA of Trachemys scripta elegans, 2075 nucleotides long. RefSeq names its product TNF superfamily member 8 (gene TNFSF8). Bases 532 to 1302 code for a protein of 256 amino acids. The record is from RefSeq and is a predicted model, not a curated record. Gene Ontology annotation, molecular function: tumor necrosis factor receptor binding. Gene Ontology annotation, biological process: immune response; CD8-positive, alpha-beta T cell differentiation. Gene Ontology annotation, cellular component: membrane. The transcript has 4 exons. Lineage: Eukaryota; Metazoa; Chordata; Testudines; Emydidae.
UCAUGUUCACCAAGCUCGUGUUGGCUCAAUCACACCUGGACCCGGAUCUCCAGAGGAGAAAAGGAGAUCACAGUCCUACAACGCUUGACUAAGAAUGAGAAGGAACUACACUGUGAAACAGGAAGAUAUCGGCCGGGGUGAUUUACUGUACUGAACUAUCACUGUAGUUGAGUCGGAAGUGAAACAGCAUUUGCCUUGCACUAAGUUUCACAGAAAGAGGGUGGAAGGGGAGGGGGGGACGAACCUUGGUUACCAUUCACCUUCUGACAUCAGAAACCUCCGGUGCAGCAUGAGAGGCUGCCUUCAUGAAAUCCCUGAUCAAGAACAUGAGGCUCCUUCCCCUCUUCACGGCUGCAUCCUGCCUCACGCCCCCGGGUCCCUUUUUCUUCGUACGACGAAUGAUGAAGCUUUUUUUCCAGAUCACAUGAGCCCAGGAUGAAGGGGGAAAAUCCUGCUAGGAGUGGAGAUGGGCUGCGAAUGAGAAUCUGAUCAAGGGGAGAUACGGAGUGAUACACUGAGGGCUAUAUAAGAAUGUGCUCCUCACCAGAGCAAACAUUUUUCCAGGCGAAUGAUUCUCAUGAAGCAGCCAUGGCCAUGACUGAAGACGGUGUUUCAAGGAGGCUCAGUGCCACCAACAAAACAUACUUCUAUUUCACCACAGCUUCCCUCACGGUGUGCCUCGUCUUUGCUCUAGCAACCAUCAUGGUCUUAAUUGUUCAGAGGAAGGGUCUGGCUCCUCCAGAGGACGGCAUUACAGCACCCAGCAUAGGGAAUGAAUUAAAAGUUGUUUUUACAACCCUACAGAACGCUUCAUUUAUGAAAGCAGCUGCAUACAUGACAGUGUCAAAGCCAAUAAAUAGUCCAAAACUGAAGUGGACAAACAGUCAUAUUCUCCAAGACAUCACGUACAACAGCAAAGGAGACCCAGUGAUCCAGACGCCAGGCUUGUACUUGGUCUACUGCAACUUGCACUUUCAUCUAACCAACUUCUCAAGCAACACAAUCUACCUUAAGAUGGAACUGCUUGUGAAUAACAUCACCAACAGGCAAACAUUACUCACACCCUGUUCCAACACCAACAGGCAAACGAUAUUCAAUCCAUGUGCAUCAGUUACAGACAAUAACAGGAUAUAUCAGGAGCUCUCCAUAUUCCAUCUGGUGAACCUAGAUGCAGAUGACUGGCUAUCAGUAAAAACUGAGCAGUACGAAUAUUUGGAUUUAGAUUUCUUACCCAAUGACAAUAUUCUUACAGUCCUCAGGUACAGUGAUAAAAGUAAGGAGUGCGCUGACUGCUUCGUGUAGCUAAAAGUAACCUACCUUCAAUGACAAUGCCUCUGCUGGACAAUACCGGGUCUUAGUUGACAUACCUUACCCCAUCCUUAGGGGAAAAUAAGGAACUUUCCAAGCAUCCAAAAGUGAAAUCUAAAACACAGUAAACCAUGCACCCGACAGACAUAGGAAAACACUCGGCUUUGGCUGAGAGUGGGAUUGCCGUGAUGCCAGAAGACUGUCCAUCAGGAAUGGGGCCAGCAAGUGAUUCGGAGACCCAACAAUGGCGCCUCAAAAUAGAAACAAAAACAACCAAAUUAGGAGAAGAACUUUCCAUGCUGAGAAUGAUCAGAUAUCUGAUAUCUUCCACUUACGAAAGCAGCUGGGCAAGUGUGACUGCCUGGGGGGAAUGGGACCUCUUGUCAUCUGAGGAUUUUGGAAUUAUACACGAUAGUACUUUGAGCUAGUUUUUCCAAAAACUAGCAGUCAACGCUGAUAACUAAUGCUUUUUUUACAACGAGAGCAAGCGACUGUAAAUCUGCGAGAGAGCCUGUGGGCAGCAUCGUUGAAAGCAGAGAUGGGAAGAAGUUAGGUCAUGGGAGGCAAUGUGGCCCAGCGGUUAGGGCAUUGGACUGAGACUUGAUGUCUGUUCCCUAUUCUGCUACUGACCUGCAGGGUGGCUUUGCACAAGGUGUUUCACCAUUUGUCCAUCUUUUGUAUUUAAAUUGUAAGCUCUUUGGGAUAGGGACUAUGUAUUUGUACAGUGCCCAGCACAAUGGGAUGCUGAUCUCAAUUGGGACCUUGAG